AGCUUUCCCCUUUGGGGUAGGUUUUCCCAGCUUCCCUGAUGCCUGCCAACCAGGUGCAUGGGGUUUCAGUCUGUCCUGCAGCAGCAGAACUCUCCCCUUUCCUCCCCUCUGCCAAGGACAUGGAGCAGUCCUGCUGAGAUACUGAUCUUCUGGGAGCCUUAUCCCAAGGUGAUGAGGUGAGACUAGCCUGGUCUGUCUCCUGCUCACCGCAGAGCCUGACUGAAUUGGACAUCAGCUCUCAAAUCUAGAUUGUUACACUGGAAUACCAAGAGCACGCUCCCUUUGUAAAUGCAAAUGUCUUAGACUGUAGGACUACCUUGGCUCCAGAAAUAGCCCAGGACCUUCCCUGGCACUGUGACAUCAGCCCUCCCAAAGAUGGUAGAAAUGUCUUCAUUGUUCUGCAUGACAGUCGUUACUGCUAAUGCCCACCACUGUGGCCUUGGACUCAAAGAUGUUUUUCUCCUUGAAGUGCCAGGUGCUGGUCAACUGUCUCCUUCCACUUCCAGCCAAGAACCUUUUUUAAUCUGUCCCAUUCUUCCCCCUGGAUUUUGUCAGGGAACAGGAGCUUUCUCACCUAUUUCCAAAGGCACUCACUGGCUGCACAGGUCACACAAAUACUCCACGUUUGCACUGCUGUUUGAUGCUGACCAGUCCCAUGCACGGGAGGCUUUUACUGACAGUGCCUCCAUGGGGGUGACAGUUGCUCUGGCUUUGCUGUGCUGUCACCUGAGCCCACAUGGAGCAAGGAGCUCCUCAGCCCAGGGCCAGCUGCUCCUUUCACACUCCCUUCCACAACAUCUCCAUGCUUGGCAGACCUGCUCUGCCUACCCCAAUGCUGACGGCUGCAUGGGGCUCCUCCUAACACUCUUAAUGGUGUCUUCCCUAAAACUGUUCUGACAUGAGUGCUGUCCCUUGACGGGCCAGUGCUGUUCCAUGCUUUCUUCAGUGUGUAGAGUAAGGUCAGAUGGACCCUCAGCCAGUCUGAGGAUGAGACCAGGCUGAGCAGUGCAGCUGGAGAGGGGGAUGUCAUCCAGAAGGACCUUCAGGCCCACAGGAACCUCGUGAAUUUUGAUAGUGCCCUGCACUUUUGUUAGGGCAAACCCUGGAGAAGAGAUGGCUCUGGGGAGCCUUGUUGUGUCUUGUCUAUGUCUAAAGGGGGAUUGUAAGAAAAAUGGAGAGGGGCUUUUCACCAAGGCCUGUAAGGACAAGGUGAAAAGCUGACAGAGGGUGGGGUUAGUAGGACAUGAAGGAGGGUUUUAUGGUGAGGCUGUGGCUCAGGCUGCCCAGAGCAGAUGCCUCAUCCCUGGGACCAAGCUGGACAGGGCUCUGAGCAUCUUGGUCUAGUGGAGGUGUCCCUGGAAAUAAGUCAUGUCUUUGGCCAGGGCUCCAUGUGCCACACAGAUAGUGUCUGACCCAAGCACUGAGUGCUGUGUACCUCUCAGAACUGACUGUGCAGGGGCAGAUCAGUGCUCAGUGCCUCUGGUUCAGCAUUGGCCACGUGCACCUUGCACAAGUGAUCACUAAGUGCACCAAGCUGCUGCCUUGGCUGCUGACCUCUGUGCCUUGAAGGUGGAAACUUGACUUGCCAAGCAGACACCAGUCAUCAGCCUUGGAGUAGCAGUCUUCUGCUCUUGGAUAGCAUGUGAAUGCUGCCAUACCCCACAGGAGAAACUUCUGUAUGUGAUAUGGAGUCCUGAGUUAUUCCAGGGCUGCUAUUUUUAGUACCAAGGAGUCAUUUGCAAGGGCACACACAACCUUCUGUUUCCCUAGGGACAGACAGAGAUGGCUGUGAUGACUGACACAGGAGAAUAAAGAAUGUGAAAUUAACAAGUUCUGGAGUGUUUAUUUUUCCUGGAUAUGUGCAUUUGCAUGGAUUCUGUAUUUGGGAGGCCGGGGGCUGCACAACCUUUGGAUUGUCACAUCCUGGGAAGGAGGACUUGGGAUGGGUGGGCUGGCACGGGGUGCUGCUGCGCCUGCCUGGGACAGAUGAGACUCCAGCACACACCAGCUGUAGCAGAAAAAAUUAAAUGCAGGAGCAAAGCAAACAGAGAGGGUGGGGACAGGAGGAACAGAUGCCACAGUAGCACCUCUGGUGCUACUGCUGAACCGUGGACAAGUGGGAGCUCAGCCAAAAGCAAGGUGAAAAAAAUGCCUGAACUUGUCCCUUCCUUGCCAGAGUAGAGCAUGAAGUGGGGAGCACUGUGGGGCAGGAAGGGCUCCAGGAGUCCUGGCAGGACAGGGCUGAGCUGGGGCCAGCUGAAGUGCUGGUGCUGGCAGGGCCAUGUGGCCGAGGUCAGCUGUCACCAGCUGGCCCCAGAUCAUAGUUUUAGCUGCAGCUGCCAAGCCAAGCCCAGCUGUUCUGUGGUACAAGGCAAGAGUUGCUUGCUCCUGAGAUGAGGAGUGCGGCCCUGGGGCAAAAUCACAAGACUUUGCAGGUUUUGCUUUCUGGUCCCUGAGCUGAGUGCUACAGAGUUGAAAGAAACACAUUUUUAUGGAUCUUCUGCCAAAACUUGGGGCUGUGUGUUUCUGACAGCAAUUUCCCUUCCUCUGUACGGUGCUGGAAUUGUUUUUGUUGUUCUAAUCCCCAGGCUCAGAGACUUCAAUUGUAGUGGAGCCUGAGCUGCUUUUCAGGCCAGAAGUAUCUUUGUGCUCCACGUCUGUAUUUAAUUAGACCAGUUCAUGGAGAUCAAUGUGAUGUUUUACAUGUUGAAGUAGGAUCGUGUUCCAAGAUAAGACCUCAAAGAUCAACCUGUUUAAUUUUGGUUCCCCUUUUACUUGCAAAUUCCAAGGAUUAUUUCCUACUUUUUCAGUUCCAAUACUUCAGAGGAACCUUUACUGCCUAUUUACAUUUCCAGUGUCCUGUUCCCUGUUCCUGCCCCUGCCUGGGUGAGGUGGGCUGAAGGCUAAUGUGAUGGCACACGGCAGGGGCAUGGGGGCAGCGUGUCCCUCAGGGCAUCUUGGACACUGUGGAGGUGGAGGUGGUUCCUUCACCUCAUCUCCUCUAAAUCUGCACUGUGGAACUUGAGGGAUGAGCUGAGAGGUCAUGACCAUCUCCCUUCCCUGGCUGUGACAGCUGACAGCCGGGGCAGCUGCAUUAGCCUUUAACAAAGGGCUGGUGCCAAGAGCAGCAUCUGGGGUGGGGAUACAAAACCAGCACAAAUCCUGCAUCUCUGCACCUUCCUGUCCCAUCAACAGAAGGUAAAUUGAGGCAAGUUUGUGCUGUUUCCAAGUUUGCUGUCAUGGAUGUCCUUCCAGGAAACAGCAUCCAGCAAAUGCAAACAGCUAAUUAGAACAGAAUAAGGGAAAAGAGAAAUGCAGAGCUAGAAAUAGUUCCUUACAUAAAGGACUAGUGCCUCAAUCUCAUUAGUGUCUUAAGGAGCGGGCAAACCCCAAUCUGAUCAGCAAUCGGCUUUGGGACCCGGCAGGUGCCGCGCGGCACCGGGACUCAGCUGUGCCCUGUGGGCAGCCACUCCGCUGCCCCAGGCUCGCAGCACUGUCCCAGAAAGCGUGUGGGCAGUGGGGGUGUUCCCAUGAAGGCAGAGAUGCUGUCCUGAGCCUGUAACAGGAGUCACCGCUCCGGAGGCUGGGCACCAUGAGGCAGCAGCGGAGCAGGCGCGCGAGUCUCUCGGCCAGCCUGAAGAUAGGGGAUCACUGGGGCCACUGCCGGACCCAGGAGGAGGAGGAAUCCUACAUCCCAUUUGCACAGGACAGCCUGGUAAGGCAAUGGAACUCCAUGCAGAACGUGGCAGGUGGUAAGCAGGAGAAGAGCCAGACUCCCAUCCAAAGGAACAAAUACCUUCUCAACAUUAACGUGGGUGGCAAAUUGUUCCAGAUAGCUUAUAAGGUACUGGCCCGGUACCCUGUCACCCGGCUUGGGAAGUUGGCGCUCUAUACAGACCCUGUGAAGAAGCUGCAGCUCUGUGAUGACUACUUGGUGCAGAAGAAUGAGUACUUCUUUGAUAGAGAUCCCUCAAUUUUCCACUACAUCUUCCACUUCUACCGCAGUGGGGUCCUGUGGGUGAUGGAUGAGAUGUGCCCCAGUAAUUUCGUGGAGGAAAUCGAGUACUGGGGAAUCCAUCUGAAAUACUCCCAGCGCUGCUGCCGGAUCCUGUUAGAGGAAAAGCGAGAUGAACUCAGUGAGUACCUGAAAAUAGAGAAGGAGCUGGAGGCAGAACUGGAGCCCCUGGAGUCAGGGACGCAGUUUGAUGGCAAAUUUCUGGGUCCGUUUCGGAAAAUGGUCUGGAACCUCAUUGAGAACCCGUACUCUUCUGUCCCAGCCAAGAUCAUUGCUGUUAUGUCGAGCUUCUUUGUGCUUAUCUCCAUUGUGGGCAUGACACUGAGCACAGUGGAGGAGAUGAAAAACAAGACAGGGAAAAUGUGGAUGGAGCAGAUGGAGAUGAUCUGUGCCAUCUUCUUCACCUCUGAAUACCUCAUGCGGCUCAUAUCCUCCUCCAGCUUCAAGAACUUUCUGCGGGCAGCGUUUAAUGCUAUAGACCUGGUGGCCAUCCUGCCCUUCUACAUCCAGAUCCUCUUUGAAAAUCUGGAUGAUGGAGACAUGCAAUACCACGAGGAGCUGCACAAGGUGGAGAAUGUGAGCAAACUGGGCAAAGUCCUCAAGCUCAUCAAGCUCAUGAGGAUCUUCCGCAUCCUCAAGCUGGCACGUCACUCCACUGGCCUCCGGGCCUUCAGCUUCACCAUGCGCCAGUGCUACCAGCAGGUUUGCUGCCUCCUCCUCUUCAUUGCCAUGGGGGUCUUCACCUUCUCUGCUCUCAUACACUCGGUGGAACAUGAUGUCCCUGGCACUGACUUCACCAGUAUCCCCUGCGCGUGGUGGUGGGCAGCGGUCAGCCUCUCCACUGUGGGCUACGGAGACACUGUGCCUGACACAAUACUCGGCAGGAUGGUGGCAUUUGUCUGCAUCUCCUUCGGCAUCAUCCUCAAUGGAAUGCCCAUCUCCAUCCUCUACAACAAAUUUUCUGACUACUAUGCCAAGCUGAAGGCCCAUGAGAUGAGCCAGUCACUUCAGCUUUCCAGGAGGAUCCGCCUCAAAGAGCGAGUCCUGCGGAAGUUCUCAGAGUGCUGGAGCGCUGACCCCCGCUAUUACCGCUGACCCCAGGCUCCCCACCCCCAGCCAUCCCCUGUCCUGGCCAUCCUCCCAGUAGGUCUUGUCCCCCAGGGAUGCUCUGAGCUACAGGCAGAGUCACAGCAGUGCUGGGGCUCUGCUGUUGCACGGGGGCUGCCCCAGCUGGGACCACCUCCCUGCUGCGUGCUGGGCAAUGCUGUCUGCAGAGCAUCAGUCAGGGAGCAGAACAGCCAGGCCAGGAUGUUUGUCUGCCAUGGGCUGAGGCCAGGGGCCCCCUGAAUCACAGGGAGUGAGGGAUGGGACUGAACUGUUCCCUGUGUGACUCCUGUGCAGGUGCUGCUCCGUUCCCCACUGAGUGGGACACACACAGGCUCCCCCUGCCCCGUGAUCCCUCCCAGGCCAAGCAGCCCAGGCCUAGUCUAGUGUGGGGGUUUGGGUGAAGCCCAGAGGAAAGGCUUACAGCCAUGCAUUCUUCCAGCCAAAUCUGCUCUUCUUCCCACUGCUCUGCAGUUUGGGGCACAGGCUUGACUUGGGGUGCUGCUGUGACAGGACCCACCUGCACUAUAGGCAAUACAGAGCUUGUAGCCAGAGCACCCCCAGGAACAGGAUUUAAUAAAUCCUCCAUUGUCAUGGAUUCUUGUCCAGCCACUGUGUGUGGUUCAGUAAACUGCUCAUCAUUCGCGGGGAGGAGGGGACAUCCCCCCAAGGCUCACAAGUCCAUCAGUCUUCUCAGGGAUGCAGAUGAGCCUGUCCAUGCAUUAGUUUUGGAACGAGGUGCCUGGGUGCAUUGGAACCGGAGCUGGCACGUGCAAUGAUCAGGACACACCAGUUGGCUCUGCCCGGUAUUCACGUCAUAGGAGGCAGUGGGGAACAUGUCUGGGGGGCACAGGAGAAGGAUUUGCCCUCUGGUGUGGGACCAUGUCCAGUGAAACAGCCUCCUGAAGGAAGGAGAGAGGAGAGAGGGACCUCGGGCUGCAGGGAGGGUUGGCAUGGGGAAAGGCCAACAGCUGCUGGUGCUGCUUCCAGGUGAACAGGUGGAAGAAACAGAUGCCAGCCAGGCCAAGGUGCAAUUCACUCACUUGUGAGCUGGGCUUGGAGAUGCAGAGGUGCCAGGGGUCUCCUGGUAUCAGCCUGGGACUGUGGCUAAGCUGCUGAUUUUGAAAACUUGGAAAGAGACUUGGAGGAGCUGAGUGCUCUGGCAGGGACAGCCACACUCCCACUGAGAGCUGGACUGCAGGGGACAAGGAGGCUGUGCCACCAGGUGUGAGGGGACCCCUGCCCUGCCCACCAACACCUAUACCCAUUCCCUGGUAACCCACAUUGACACCUACCCUCUGUACACCCCCCCAGCACUGACCUGACCCCACAGCAUUGGACAGCUCUGGUUUCCACCCUAUUUCUCUUCCGUGAGGAACAUUCUCUCUGGGUACAGCAGUUUCCUCUGACCAUCUUCCCCCAGAGCUCUCCCACCUCACUGUCCUGGUUUCAGCUGCAAUAUAGUUCAUUUUCUUCCCAGUGGCUGGUACAAGGCUGUAUUUUAGAUUCAGGCUGAGAAUAAUCUUGAUCACACACUGAUCUCUCAGCAGCCAAUUGCUGCUAGGAGACAGGCUGGGCACAGAUUAGAGGGUGCUGAGCAACUGGGUAUUGGGCAUCACUUGUCUGUCUUGGGGUUUAUGACUCCCUCCUUUUGGUGUCUCCCUUUUCAUUACAAAUAUUAUUAAAUAUUACCAUAUUUUAUUUUAUUUCUAUUAUUGGACUUUCCGUAUCUCAACCUACAUAUUUUACCUUUUCUUCUGAUUUUCCUCCCCAUCCCACCAGGGUGGAGGGGGAGGGCAGUGGCUGCAUGGUGCUUAGUUGCCGUCUGGGUUAUAAACCACGACAGCCACCAGCACCCACCCACCCCAGCAUUAUCAUUUCCUGGCACCUCUAUAGACACCCUCAUCCCACCCCAGACCCUGUCACCACAUUCCUCCAAGCACCCCCAUCACCUGCUCAUUUCCCUGCACCCCCAGCUGCAGGCUGAUGUGUCCUGAGAUCAUUCAGCUUUCAAGGAAU
Taeniopygia guttata (zebra finch) is the source of this 7138-nucleotide messenger RNA. The record is from RefSeq and is a predicted model, not a curated record. Lineage: Eukaryota; Metazoa; Chordata; Aves; Passeriformes; Estrildidae.